Xylaria bambusicola is the source of this 1699-nucleotide messenger RNA. RefSeq names its product high-affinity nickel-transport protein-domain-containing protein. Gene Ontology annotation, cellular component: plasma membrane. The record is from RefSeq and is a predicted model, not a curated record. Gene Ontology annotation, molecular function: nickel cation transmembrane transporter activity. Lineage: Eukaryota; Fungi; Ascomycota; Sordariomycetes; Xylariales; Xylariaceae. The coding region runs from base 311 to 1528 and encodes 405 amino acids. The transcript has 3 exons. Gene Ontology annotation, biological process: nickel cation transmembrane transport.
AAUAACUUCCUUACUAAUGGGGGGCUAGGCGGGGUGCGGAAUUCUCACCUAACGCGGGGUGCUUUACUAUUGUGUGUGUGUGUGGUGAGGGGUUGAUUGCGAGGGAAAAGCCAAGAUGCACCAAAGUGUGCUCUUUGCAGAUAAAUCCAUGGGAAUCGGGAAUGGAUAGAUGAGUGACUAUUGCAGUCGAUAGAUGUAGAUUUAUGCCCGUCACCAGUCUGGUUGAAUAUCGAGCAGUUCGCUUCAUCCAUUCUAUCUACACAGAACUCGGGUCUCGCUCGCUGGCUUGUACCUCUCUCAUCUACACAUCAUGCCUCUCAGAUCGUCGAGAUCCUUCCGCCUCCCUGCUCUGCCAGGACGUCUCAAGAGCCUGCCGGGUCCCGUGGUAUACAUAAUCCUGCUCCUGCUCGCCGUCAACGCGGCAAUCUGGGCCGCCGUAGCCGUAGUACUACACUUCAACCCGGCGCUCGUCGGGUCCGCAGUGCUCUCGUAUACCCUAGGUCUCCGCCAUGCCUUAGACGCAGAUCACAUCGCGGCCAUUGACCUGAUGACGCGGCGCCUCGUCGCCGCAGGCCAGCGCCCCGUGACGGUCGGCACGUUUUUCUCCCUGGGCCACUCGACCAUCGUCAUCAUAACAUGCAUCGUGGUCGCCGCCACGGCAGGCGCCCUGCGCGACCGGUUCGAAGGCUUCCAGUACGUCGGUGGCAUCAUCGGGACGAGUGUGAGCGCCGCCGUUCUCAUCUUACUAUGCCUGGGCAACGGGUGGGUGCUAUAUCGCCUCGUCGGCACCCUGCGCAAGGUCCUCGCCGAACCUGAACCGCACAUUGAGCCUGGGGAAGUCGGUGACGGCGAGUCGAUGAAUAGCGACGGCCAGGCCGUGCGAGACUUGCAGCUCGAUGGACCGGGGUUUCUUGUCAAGUUGCUGCGCGGCUUCUUCCGCAUCGUCGACCGGCCUUGGAAAAUGUAUCCCCUAGGCGUCCUGUUCGGCCUCGGCUUCGACACGAGCUCGGAAAUCGCCAUUUUAGGCAUCGCCAGCGUGCAGGGCGCGCAGGGCACUAGUCUCUGGGUAAUUCUCAUUUUCCCUCUGUUGUUUACUGCUGGUAUGUGUCUAGUAGACACCUCCGACGGCGCACUGAUGAUGACACUAUACACCUCAAAAGCAUUCGCGCGCGACAGGGUCGCCAUCUUGUAUUACUCCAUCGUGCUGACGGGAAUCACCGUUGUCGUCUCGGCCUUCAUCGGGAUAAUACAGAUCUUAUCCCUGGUGCAGAACGUCGCGGAGCCCCAGGGGAGAUUCUGGGACGGGCUCAGCGCGAUCAGUGACCACUUCGAAAUCGUUGGCGCGAGCAUUGUCGGCGUCUUUGUUUUAGCUGGAGUUGGGUCGGUGCUCAUAUAUCGCCCCUGGAGACGGAGGAUGGAGGAGCGUAGGACAGCGCAGAGAAUAUCGUCAGAUGUGCCCCAGGAUCCGUUUCGGGACUGUGAACGCGGCGUCACGGGAGAAGAAGGCACAGAUAGACAAGCCGUAUGACGAAACUACUUAUUCUCAUAGAUACUCUCUACAUAGGACCGAGCAGGCCGUCUAAUCUAAGGCAUUCAAAAUGACUUUGCACAUCUCUAUACACUUCUCCUCUUCAAGCCGCUGUGCUACCAACUGCAGGCUGACGGGCAUACCAUGAACUGCUUCUCCAUUAUCUAAGUA